Messenger RNA from Racocetra fulgida, 219 nucleotides. NCBI's taxonomy places the organism in Eukaryota, Fungi, Glomeromycota, Glomeromycetes, Diversisporales, Gigasporaceae. The record is from the annotation of a GenBank genome assembly.
AUGAGUGAUAGUGUAGAUAUGAAUGAUGAACCAAUUGGUUUAGAUAGUAACUCUGAAAAUGAUUUUGAGGUUGAGGCUAUAAAAGACUAUAAUAUAAUAUCUUCUGAAAUCUUGAACAAUACAAUUGAACAAUUGAAAGAAGAAAUCAAAAGUGAUAAAUAUAUUGAAGCAAGCAUCAUUAUAGCAGAAGCAACUGAAAAAGAUGCUUAUCAUGCCUGA